UUAUGCGAUGGGCCGUGACGCCAGAGGGGCGGGGAAUUUGGGAUCGACGGUGUCUCGCAACUGGUCAGCGCAGCGGGAACGGAGCGGCACGCCGGUUCCUGGACUUCCGGGGACGAUGGCGCGGGACAGCUGGCGCCGGCUGCACCGCCUGUUGUCCGCGGGGCAGCUUCUGUUCCAGGGGCGCGCUCUGCUCGUCACCAACACGCUGGGCUGCGGCGCCCUUAUGGCGGCCGGGGACGGCGUGCGCCAGUCCUGGGAGAUCCGCUCCCGGCCGGGCCAGGUUUUCGACCCGCGGCGCUCCGCAAGCAUGUUUGCGGUGGGCUGCAGCAUGGGUCCCUUCCUGCACUACUGGUACUUGUCGCUGGACCGCCUAUUCCCUGCGUCUGGCCUCCGAGGCUUCCCAAAUGUCCUCAAGAAGGUCCUCGUGGAUCAACUGGUAGCCUCUCCCGUGCUGGGCGUCUGGUACUUCUUGGGCCUUGGCUGCCUGGAGGGCCAGACACUGGCUGAGAGCUUCCAGGAGCUGCGGGACAAGUUCUGGGAAUUCUACAAGGCUGACUGGUGCGUGUGGCCUGCUGCGCAGUUGGUGAACUUCCUCUUCGUGCCCCCCCAAUUCCGAGUCACCUACAUCAAUGGCCUGACGCUGGGCUGGGACACAUACCUGUCCUACUUGAAGUACCGGAGCCCAGUUCCUCUGACACCCCCAGGCUGUGUGGCCCUGGACACCCGAGUGGACUGAGCUGUCUGCCCCCUGGGACCGGACGCAAGACUGACUCCUGGUGGACCACACGCUCUGCUAGAAGGGGAAUGGGUCCCUGCAGCAAGUUGGGGUCCAGGGCAACGUCCCAGCAUCCCUCCAGCUCCCAGGCACUGGGCUGAGCUGCCCUUUCCAAGCUCACUUCUGGGACUGUUUGCCCAGCUAGAACACACCUGUGAAGAUGGAUGAUCAUCCCCUAGCCCUUCUCAGCAGGAGCCUCAUGCAACCUGUGACCAAGAUGUCCCAUCUUCAGCACAGGGCCCACCCAGCCAAUCAGUCCCAAGCACCAGCCCAACAACACUGCCGUCCAGGUGGCUCUGGGCCAAGCCGCCAAUCCAGAGCUCCCUCAGGUCCUGCGACUAAGUGGGCAAUGUGGCCCGUUCCCUCAGAGCAGGCUCAGGCCUGGAGUUGGCCCCAAAGUUUCAAGCAGGGCCGGGAAGCCUCUGGGUUUCUUCCCUGGUCGUGAGCUGUGGACAAUCCAUUAAAUUCUUUCUGUCGUGUAAUUGAAACUGCUGGCCAGGUGCAGUGGCUCACACCUGAAAUGGGAGGCUGAAGUGGAAGCAUCGCUUGAGGCCAGGGGUUUGAGACCAGCCUGGGCAACAUAGCAAGACCCUGUCUCUAUUUAUAGUUACAAAUAAAAAUAACAAAAGCAAAGGCUAUGGAUGACCAGAGCCAGGGUGGGCAGGGCUGGUGCUCACAGGGACACACGUGGUCCAUUCGCUUUAUUGGAUGGAUGUAGUGUUUCAUGAUGUCUCCUAAGGAACUGGGGGGCACAUUUGACACUUAUGAGGUCAGAACAGGUCCAGUGGGCAGGGGGGUCCCAGGGUGGUGAAUACCCACAGCAUACCCCCCACCAAAAGAAAAAACUUGGGGGAGAGGAGCCUGGCAGGCUAGACUCUGACCCCCAUGGUCCACACGGGGAACCCCCCAACAGCGGCCUCGGCCCACCGCAGCAGAGCCGAGGGGCUGGCAGGCCUGGCCACCUCCCAUCGCCCGAUCAGCCUGCUCUAGGGUGUCAUCUGGCCCCCUCUUCACAACCAACAACUGUGGAUGGGGGUGAAUUUAAAAAAGGCAGGGAGGGUGUCGGGGAGGAGGGGUAAGUUCACGAGGCCACGACACACCACAGCUGAGCUGGGAAAGGGUUAUAUGUACAGGAUGGGCAGGGCUGGGGUCGGGCAGGGGAGCCCGGGCCCCUGCGGGACAUCUUCAAUAA
Callithrix jacchus (white-tufted-ear marmoset) is the source of this 1967-nucleotide messenger RNA. It is a transcript of the gene MPV17L2, whose product is annotated as MPV17 mitochondrial inner membrane protein like 2. Gene Ontology annotation, biological process: mitochondrial ribosome assembly. Lineage: Eukaryota; Metazoa; Chordata; Mammalia; Primates; Cebidae. The record is from RefSeq and is a predicted model, not a curated record. Gene Ontology annotation, cellular component: mitochondrion; cytoplasm; membrane.